GCGUCCUCUUUUCUUUGAGGCUCCGCUAGUGGCCGGACUGCUAAAAUGCAGAUCUUCGUGAAGACGUUGACGGGGAAAACCAUCACUCUUGAGGUUGAGCCCAGCGACACAAUCGAAAAUGUCAAGGCGAAGAUCCAGGACAAGGAAGGCAUUCCCCCUGAUCAGCAGCGUCUGAUCUUCGCUGGCAAGCAGUUGGAGGAUGGGCGCACACUGUCAGACUACAAUAUCCAGAAAGAGUCCACCCUUCACCUAGUGCUGCGCCUGCGUGGUGGUAUCAUCGAGCCCUCUCUCAGACAGCUGGCUCAGAAAUACAACUGCGAAAAGAUGAUCUGUCGCAAGUGUUACGCUCGUCUUCAUCCCCGUGCUGUUAACUGCCGCAAGAAGAAGUGUGGACACACCAACAACCUGCGUCCCAAGAAGAAGCUGAAGUAGAUAUUUGGACUGUGGGCUAUGUAUGACAUCUUGUUAAAAUAAACAGUAGAAAAAGA
Molecule: messenger RNA, 488 nt
Organism: Lampris incognitus (smalleye Pacific opah)
Lineage: Eukaryota; Metazoa; Chordata; Actinopteri; Lampriformes; Lampridae
Gene: uba52
Product: ubiquitin A-52 residue ribosomal protein fusion product 1
Exons: 5
Coding region: 46-432 (128 amino acids)
Biological process (GO): modification-dependent protein catabolic process; translation; protein ubiquitination
Cellular component (GO): cytoplasm; nucleus; ribosome
Molecular function (GO): structural constituent of ribosome; ubiquitin protein ligase binding; protein tag activity
Source: RefSeq, a predicted model, not a curated record